AUGCUGAAAUUCCGUGAAGCAUUAGAUGAAUGUGGGUUGUUUGAUCUUGGCUUUGUGGGUUGUAAAUUCACUUGGCACAAAACUUAUCCGGAUGGUGGUAUUGUUUGGGAGAGGCUAGACAAGGCUGUGUGUACAACAGAAUGGUUUAAUCUUUUUCCUGCAACUAAAGUGAAAACUCUAGUGUGUGCUUCAUCGGACCACAACCCUAUCUUGGUCCUUCCUGAUGGGAUUAGCUUAAAACCUCAACGCCCCUGGCGUUUUGAAAAUAUUUGGUUAGAAGAGCAAGGCUGCCAUGACACAGUGAAGAACGCCUGGAAGACCAUCUCCUCGGAACCACCUAUGCCCAGAGUUAUGAUGAAAGUCGAUACAUGCAAAACUCAGUUGCGUGAUUGGAGUAAGAAUUCUUUUGGUAAUGUGGUAAGUGCAUUGGUAGAGAAAAAAAAGAAUCUAAAAUUAGCGGAAGAGGAUGCAACAAAAGGAGGGAGUGUGGAGUUUUUUCUUCAAUUAAAAUCUGAAGUGGCAGAUUUGCUUAGAGUGGAAGAAAAAAUGUGGCAGCAGCGUAGUCAUGUGCACUGGAUGAUCUCUGGGGAUAAAAAUUCUAGCUAUUUCCAUAACCGGGCGUCUCAGCGUUUCAGGAGAAACAGCAUUACGGAACUCAGAGACUCUCGGGGAAGAAUAGCUUCAAGUGAUGAAAAAGUUUCUAAGAUGAUUGUUGAAUAUUACAACCAAUUGUUUACUACCUCUAAUCCGCAUGACAUUGAGGAAGUUGUCCAACAUACAAAAAAGGUGAUGUCCGAUGAUAUGAAUAAUUGUUUAACCAGAAAUUUCUCAAAGUAA
Quercus robur (English oak) is the source of this 837-nucleotide messenger RNA. RefSeq lists its product as uncharacterized. NCBI's taxonomy places the organism in Eukaryota, Viridiplantae, Streptophyta, Magnoliopsida, Fagales, Fagaceae. The record is from RefSeq and is a predicted model, not a curated record. The transcript has a single exon. The coding region runs from base 1 to 837 and encodes 278 amino acids.